Messenger RNA from Symbiodinium necroappetens, 501 nucleotides. The record is from the annotation of a GenBank genome assembly. Lineage: Eukaryota; Dinophyceae; Suessiales; Symbiodiniaceae.
GACUUCCUGGAGACAUAUCCGGUUUCUUGGAAGUUGGAAUGUCGCUUGAAGGACUAUCUCAAGCAGACGGUGAAGAGAGUCACCCUGCCUUCCAAGCUCGAAAUUGCUUCACUUCUACCCGACUUGUUGCACACAGAAUUAUGCGGCGAGGCUUUCGGUGGCAUAGUGGCAUGCCAUCAGACGUUCUACUCCUUGAUGGUGAAGUACCCAGACUUCCUGUACGACCUGUGUGUGAAAGGUCUUUCUGAUUGGACACUGGCACCGAAUGAAACCUUGUUUUCACCGGGGCUACGAUGUGACAACAUGUUGUUCGUGGCAUACAACUUCGUGCUGUACAAAAAGAAGGGCAUCGUUACGCAGACAGAGCGGAGCAGCCCUCACACAGCGAAGACUUGGUCCGUUAACGGUUCAACGACCUGGGCCACCAUGACUCCGAUAACAGCCAGCCAGCAGCUUCAACAUUUUGCCAAGUCAGUGAAGUCUCAGAGCCCAGUCUUGCGU